AUGAAUCAUAAUCACAUGGGCAGAACUCUGCCUACCCUCGCUCCAGGGCCACGCGGCGCGUUUGCAGCCCCAGUGACAACAAUAGCAAAGUCAAGGAAGAACUCCACUGCUUGCACGUCAUGUAAGGCUGCGAAGAGGAAGUGUAGCGGACGCCCGGCCCCUUGCAAAGCAUGUCAAACCUCCAAAGUUGCAUGUGUUUUCGAUGAAUCUCUCGACCUUAGACGCAAAGUCGCCGUGAGACGCACUCAGGGGGAGCUUCAACACUAUAAGGGCUUGUUGACCAGCCUGUUCAACAAGAUUCGCGAUGCAGACGAGGCUGAUACCUAUGAGAUCCUGGAAGCCAUUCGUUGCAAUGAGUUCGAGGAUAUUGCCACGGCAGUCGAGGGCCUUGAGCUGCCCAGCACGGAGGAGACCAGCAGCGACUCAAGCUCAAGCUCGGAGGGCUCGGAGAGUGAGGAGGCGGAAGAUGACAGUGAAUUUCCGAAAGAGCUCUCGGACCCCGAGAAAACCAUGCGCUUAACAAUCGAGAGGCUCUGUGAUACUCCUUUGUACCAGGUACCAUCAUCUUGGACCUAUUGCGACGCUGAUGACUUUGUCGUUUCGCACCUCGUAUCCCUGUACUUCACUUGGGAUCAUCCAUUUUCCCAGAUCCUUGAUCAGGAUUCGUUCCUAAUCGACAUGGGCGACCCGCGCUUCUGCACACCACUUCUCGUGAGCAGCAUUCUAGCAGUCGCAGCAACGUAUUCCGAUUAUCCAAAAAUCUGUGCUAUCCGAGGCAUCGAUUUUACACGUGGCCAAAAUUUUUUUGAGGAAGCAGAAAGGCUAUGGAAGGCAGAGCGGGGCCGGCCUACAUUAGCCAAUAUUCAGGCAGUGACCUUGAUGAGCCGUUUUCUGCAAUUUCAGGGCCAACGACAAGCCAGCUGGCUGAUGCUAAAACAAGCUGUACAACUUGCCAAAGACAUCGGACUGUUCCAUUCCCCGAGGAGGCACUGGGGAUCAGACAUGCCGGUCAAGACCCGACAUGUCUAUGCAGUUGCCGCCUGGGGACUGUACAUAAUGAACUCGGAAAUGUCAUUUGAGCGCGGCAGGGCCCCAGAUCUUGAGCCUCCGUGGUGUAACCCUGACACGGCGUAUGCUUACGACAAAGGAUUCAUGUGGAGUGCAUACCCGCGUUUCAAGGAGGAUGAUUUCCAAGAUCUGCCAGCCCAACUCGGUGCAACUUUCAACCGCACGAUCCUUCUAGCAAAGAUCGCUGUGAAGAUUCAGGAGUUCUUGUUUAUCGAAUCAUGGGGCAUGUCGAAAUCUGAAAUCGAAGCAACGGCAAAUGACUUGAUGAAUCAAUUGCAACUCGUGAUAGAAGGCCUACCCGCCUCAGAGGCUGAGCAACGAGAGCUUCCACAUGUCCUACUUGUGCAGUGA
Molecule: messenger RNA, 1419 nt
Organism: Aspergillus aculeatus ATCC 16872
Lineage: Eukaryota; Fungi; Ascomycota; Eurotiomycetes; Eurotiales; Aspergillaceae
Product: putative C6 transcription factor
Exons: 6
Coding region: 1-1419 (472 amino acids)
Biological process (GO): regulation of DNA-templated transcription; DNA-templated transcription
Molecular function (GO): DNA-binding transcription factor activity, RNA polymerase II-specific; DNA binding; zinc ion binding
Source: RefSeq, a predicted model, not a curated record